Chelonia mydas (Green sea turtle) is the source of this 5211-nucleotide messenger RNA. RefSeq names its product galactosamine (N-acetyl)-6-sulfatase (gene GALNS). The transcript has 15 exons. The record is from RefSeq and is a predicted model, not a curated record. Lineage: Eukaryota; Metazoa; Chordata; Testudines; Cheloniidae. Gene Ontology annotation, molecular function: arylsulfatase activity; N-acetylgalactosamine-6-sulfatase activity. The coding region runs from base 86 to 1585 and encodes 499 amino acids.
GACUCAGGUCAUGUGACUCUCUGGUGAAACGGGCUCACGUGACCCGGUCCCGCUCCCAGCGGGCAGGAGGAAGGCGCCGGUUGCCAUGGAGAAGCGCCUGCUGCUGCCCCUGUGCCUGUGCUGGGCCCUGAGCGCGGGGGGCGCCGAGCGCAGCGGGCCCCCCAACCUCCUCAUCCUGCUCAUGGACGAUAUGGGUUGGGGUGAUUUGGGAGUGUUUGGAGAGCCCUCUAAAGAAACCCCUAACUUGGACCAGAUGGCUUCAGAAGGGAUGCUCUUCCCAAAUUUCUACACUGCUAACCCUCUGUGCUCUCCAUCACGGGCAGCGCUGUUGACGGGACGUCUCCCCAUCAGGAAUGGGUUCUACACCACGAAUGCACAUGCCAGAAAUGCCUAUACGCCACAGGAGAUAGUAGGGGGAAUCCCAGAUUCUGAGCUGCUGCUUCCAGAAUUGCUGAAGAAGGCGGGAUAUGUCAGUAAGAUCAUUGGCAAAUGGCAUCUGGGUCAUAGACCCCAAUUCCACCCCUUGAAGCAUGGAUUUGAUGAAUGGUUUGGAUCUCCUAAUUGCCAUUUUGGACCUUACGAUAACAAAGCCACCCCAAACAUCCCUGUUUACAGGGACAGGGAAAUGAUUGGCAGAUAUUAUGAAGAUUUCAAAAUUGAUCUGAAGACAGGGGAAGCAAACUUAACUCAGAUCUACUUACAGGAAGCUCUUGACUUUAUUAGCAGGCAGCAAUCCAGUCAACAGCCGUUCUUUCUCUAUUGGGCUAUUGAUGCCACUCAUGCUCCUGUUUAUGCCUCCAAACAUUUCUUGGGCACUAGCCAGAGAGGGUUAUAUGGUGAUGCAGUGCGAGAAAUUGAUGACAGCAUUGGGAAAAUCCUAAAGUCCCUUCAAAACCUGGGCAUCAGUGAGAACACUUUUGUGUUUUUCACAUCUGAUAAUGGAGCUGCUCUUAUUUCAGCACCUAAACAAGGAGGUAGCAAUGGUCGCUUUCUGUGUGGUAAACAAACCACUUUUGAAGGUGGGAUGAGGGAGCCAGCUAUUGCUUGGUGGCCAGGCCAGAUACCUGCAGGACACGUGAGUCAUCAGAUGGGUAACGUGAUGGAUCUCUUCACCACCAGCCUCUCCCUAGCUGGAUUGCAGCCUCCCAGUGACAGACACAUUGAUGGUAUUGACCUUUCUCCUGCCAUCCUGCAGGGCAAGCUAAUUGACAGGCCGAUAUUCUAUUACCGUGGCAACGAGAUGAUGGCAGUAAGACUUGGGCUUUACAAGGCUCACUACUGGACCUGGAGCAACUCCUGGGAGCAGUUCAGUCAGGGUAUUGAUUUCUGUCCUGGGCAGAACAUUUCUGGAGUAACAACCCAUACUCAGGAGGAACACACCAAACUGCCUCUGCUCUUCCACUUGGGAAAGGACCCUGGGGAAAAGUAUCCAAUAAGAUGCAUUUGGUCCCAUUAUUUCACUGACCUGACUCUUUUGAUUACUGGAAAAGUUUUUCCAGCUCUGAGUACCAGGAAGUUAUGGAACAAAUAUUCCCCAAAGUUCAGCUGCACAAGAAGACCAUGGUGCCAGGGGAGCCACAGCUAAACAUGUGUGACAAGGCCGUCAUGAAUUGGGCUCCUCCAGGUUGUGAGAAGCUAGGAAAGUGUUUGGAACCUCCCAAGUCCAAUCCAAAGAAAUGCUUUUGGCCGCACUAAUAUUCCAACACGCAGGGUCUGCUCGAAAGCCAUAAGCAGCUGAGGUCAUGGUUCACAAUGCACAUGGACACUUGUGUUUACGUCAUGGAAGGGAGUGAUGUAAGAUAACAUCACAUACUCUUCAGAAAGGACCAUGAAAGGUUCUCUUAAUGGUUACAGCAUUACUUCUCAGGGUUAUAGCAAUUAGCUUUUGUUUAAUUCAGUGUCUCUCUUAAUGGGUCAAAUGAGAUGUUGCUGCAAUACAGGGUAAAUUUUCAGUAAUGAAUAUAAUUUUUAAAAGAUAUGACUAGAGAAGAUUUUCAGCCAAUCAUAACUCUCUCAUUCCCUCAGGAAUGACAUGGCUGUCCAGUCAACUUGCUCCUUUCCCACUCAGGCUGUUCUCGUGGAUAACUCUUCAUUUAAGUGGCCAAAAGUGGCCUCAAGGGAAGGUCCAAGAAGAAGGUUGCCAAGAACUUUCAUACCCUCCAGAUAGAAUAUGCCAGAUUUGCUUUGUUUUACUUUCUAGUCACAUAGGAAUAAUGUUUGUAGCUAGCUGCAGUAAUUUUCAGUAACUGUUUUUUAAAAUUGUACUUAUGUUGUAAGCUCUUUGAGGCAUGGCUUUAUUUCCCUUCUAUCUUUUUAGUGUGUGUACGCAGCACCUAGCACAUUGGUCCCUGAUCCUUGGUUGGGCUACUUACGUGCUAUCACACGACAAACAACACCAACGGGCUCUGUGUCUCCCUGCUGUAAACAUUCCCUUCAAUAGCCCAAUAUUAACCAGCAGCUUCCAGGCGGGAGAAUGCCCUGUAUUUCUCAAGCAUGAAUCUGCAAACACAGCUGUGGUGAGCAUGAGCUAGGUAAUGUUUGUAAUGCACUUCGAAGAUGAAAAGUGUAAUGUAAGUGCUAAAUUUUCCUACAGUGUUACAGGGAGUUCCUUUGGGACGCAGGGAUGGCCCUCCGGGGCUUAGUGCAUGAUCCAUUCACUUCAGAAAAUCUGGGUUCAGAUAUGGAUUUGGUCAUACUUCCAGCCUGCCAAAGGAAGUCACUUUUCAGUCAUAUGGGCACAGCCAGCUGGAGGCUCAGAAAGGCCCAUUUGCAUCAGGAUCUUUAGUCUUGGCACUGUUCCCAGUUUAUGCUCUAUGGGGAAUUCUUCUCCCCGUGCAAACUGUCCAAGCGCUGCACUCAGCAUCCUGGGGCCAGCAUUCCUGUAAGUGUAGUUCUCAGGAAAUGUGGAUCCCCAGCAGAAUUGCACGUGGAAGGCUCUUCCCCUGGCUCUGUAUCUGGUACUCAUGCGCCUCACUAGUGCUAGCGGCUUUCUGCUGCACAAAGAAAAGUCCUGUGCAGCUUUUCUGGGCCACUGAAGACCCCACUUCUGUCGCUCCAGAGCACCCAUUUGUCGUGAUGUGGAGGUGAGUUGCUUCAGGAAGGAAACAAUCAAGAUAUCCCACGCUGCUGCACAGCUUUUCCACUCCUCCCCCCACCAAACCCCACAACUCCAGAAAAACGGAGACAACCAGCUUCAGUGCCAACCAUUAUACCACCCUUUGCGACCCUGGCUCUACACCUUUUGCCCACACAAGCACUUCCCCUGCCUCCAAGCCUAAAUAACCAAUCCUUCUGUUCCCCAAAGUACUUACCUCCUCUAAACCCCUUCACAGAGGCUCGACAGGCCCACAGAUAUAGGAUUGUCAAGAAGUGACACUGGAGUUGGCCUUGGCGCCCUUGGUGUCAGGAAUUAUAACCAGGAAUUAUCACCCUCUAGCAGAGCCCUCUUAGUAUCUCUCAGAUCUGCUCGUCUGUCGGCGUGAUUUUUCUGCUGUUCUUCAUCGUAUUUACCUUGUGGGUUAGAGUGUUCCUUGCUAUCCAUCAAAGAUCUCAAGGCAUCUCUGGUUGAGUCCUAACAUAUUUUAUGUAUGUCAUCACAGUAUGGCUGGUGCAAAUGGCCCAUUUUGAGUGAUACGCUGGAUGACCGGAGAUGAUGGAUUGGAUCCUGAGUGUAGCCAAAAGAAUCAUUACAAAACCGGCACCCCCGUUUCAGAUCUCUCUCCUCUCUGAGCUUGACUGCCGCUGGGGCCUGUCACCCAGAAAUGCUCAGAGCUUUACUAUCCACGUUUAAUACUCUGCACUAUCAACAGGCAUGGAGAUCAGAAGAUGUUGGAUUCCUUCAUUAUGAUGCUCUGAAAAUCACUGUCAACCUAAAAUGUAAUCAUUAUGAAUGUAACGCUAUGAGAUCCGUGGACGAAAGGCACCAUAUAAACAGGGGUCAAUGCUUGUUCUUUGAGCUCCAGCCCAAACACACUAAGUUAUUGCUCAUUCUAAGCAUUUAUACCAUGCUUGUCACAGUAGGAUCUGGGUGCCUCUUAUCCCAUGUAUUCCUUACCUUCCUCCCCCUUUUUCUUUCUUUCCCAGCUAAUCAUCUGUCUCGAAGAACUGCUUUUUCACUCUCUAUACUCUCUUUUUCCCUGCUGAUACAGGCCCAUCAACUUCCUCAGUAUUUGAUCAGUUACAUGUCGCCCUGAUUUUCAUCACUCUGACAAGUCAGUUGCUUGAGAUAACACUCCCACACUCCUGAUCUCUGUGAUCAGAAACAAAGGAACAGUCAGACACCACAAGCCAUCAUCCUUAGUACAUCUGACUGUUCCUUUACUAACUUUAGACUUUGCUAACUCCAGGUGGGUUGCAUCAACUGAAACAUUCCAGAGGAGCACAUAAUAUUGACAUUUUCCCUCCUGUCUUUCUGGUUCUCUAAGCAUCAUAGUGUUGUAUUAUUGUCUGGAAAAAAAAAGGGGGGGGGAGGAGAGAGAAACCAACUUAGAGAAUGUGCAAAAAUAAAUAAAACGGAUGCACAAGCUUGUAAAGCAAAAUGGCAGUGCACCCAGCCAGGGCCCCUUAAUGGGGGCACAGUAAGAGAAAUGUAACAACCUGGGGAUCCCAUGAUGACUUGUUAUGAUUACACAGAUAUCAAGAGUACUGAAUUGAUUAGGUUUUACAAACAGCCUUAAGUGUUCAUUAUAAUAUUUCUAAGAUAUUGAAUUUAUAACGUAUCUCUGGGGUCUGUGGUGCGAUUUGGAAACAAUCAUGCCAAAGUGAUAAAUGCUGAGAAGUGCAGCAUUUAGAACCAGUUUUUUCAAAAGGGUGUGUGCAAAAUAUCUGCAUGUGCACAUUUAUUUGCAGUAGUUGUGCACAAAAAUAGCCGUUUAGAUGUCUAAUUGAUCUAAUUAAUUACUUGCAUGUGCUGUUAUGACGAGUGAAUACACAGAUUGUGCACACAUCUGCAUGCAGAAUUCUGGAUGCUGUAAGUGAAUUGACAGUGAUAUUUGUUUAAUUCUCUGCUCUGCCCUUGUUUCUUUAUAAGAGACAGAAAUUUCAUAUGAAGGAGCUAUUGCUUUAAAUUAAAAUAAGAAUAAUUGUAGAAAACGGAAAUAGCUGUAUUGUUAAGAAGUAUUUUUAAUCAAUGCCUCUUCCAAAAGUGGACAGUUUUUAAACUUGUGGGCCCAGGGAAAUUGAAGAACAAAAUAAAAGGGUAUUUGAUCAGCA